UCUGACGAAGGAAUCUACACAUGCAAGGCCAGCAAUCAGUUUGGAGUUGCAAUGGCUGAAGCUAACUUGACAGUCUUCACACAGCCAACAAUCCUGACGGAAUGCAUGAGUCGUGUGACUGGGGUGGGUCGCAAAGUUACCUUCCACUGCGAGUUCACCGCUAAUCCACAACCAAAUUAUUACUGGAUUAUAAAUGAUUCACAUCCCAUCCUGUUUCCAGGAACUGCACAUGAGAAUGUGCGUGUAGGUAAUGAUGGUACCUUGGUCAUUGAUCCAGUUAGAAAAGAAGAUGCAGGUCAUUAUUCUUGCAGGGUGACCAAUGAAAUUGGUCAAAGUUUCAUGACAGCUGAACUUGUUGUAAAAGGUUGGAAUUUCUACAACAAUCCUCCACCGAUAAUCACAAGCCUUCCUUUCAAUCAAACUUUGCCUGUUGGUGAGGUGGCCCACAUCCAAUGCUCUGCCAGUGGGCAUCCAGUUCCUCUCAUCAGGUGGCUCAAAAAUGGCAGGAGUCUGUCGCCAUCAAGUGAAAACAGGAUGAAGUUCAUGUCUUCCGGAUCUCUAACCAUUUCAGAUUUAACAAAGAGUGACUCGGGUACUUACAUGUGUCAGGCAUGCAGUGAAUCUGGUGAAACCACAAGAAGUGCUUACUUAUCAGUUGAAUCUCAGACCAACCACAAGGUCGUUUUCCACACGCUGCCCAGUCAUCACCACGUUUUCCCGAACGUCCCCCUCACAGAACCAACCAUCGUUGAGGUGUACCACGACGGGGUGAAGUUGUCGUGGAGGUUUGAAGCUCUCCAGGGUGUCACCCCCGUCACGUCUUUCUCAGUGGAGUAUUUCAGUCAUGAAACUGGGGAGAGUUGGGUGGUUGCAAAUGACAACAUAACAAGCAAGACCUACACAGUAACUGGUUUGAAGCCAGAUAAGACGUACGUCUUCUUCUUCAGAGCUCGAAACUCGCAUGGAUUCAGUGGGCCCAGCCCCCUCACUGCACCUGUCAAAACUAAAUGUUUGUCCUCCUCUAGAUUUAAUAAGAAGAAGCAUAAAUCAUUUAGUAAGAGAUUUGUUAAAACCAGAAAACUUAAAACCCUUCAAAAACAAGCAGCAUCAAUUGCAGCAACAGAUGAUGAAAGCAACGAAUGGGUACAAUCGGACUCUGCAACUACCAGCAACAUCAUCAGCAACAGCAAAAACAGCAACAUACACGACAUUGAUGACAACAUACCUAGCAACACCAUCAACUCACACGUACUGACCAGCCUGCAGAAGUUCACCAUGUACGAUGUCAAUGUGCAACCUUACUAUGGCGAAGUGGCUGGUGUCGCCAGUCACAAUGUUAAAGCUAGAACAUUACAAGAUGUGCCUUCAGCCCCUCCUUCGAACGUUUUGGUCGAGCUGUCAGACAACAACACAGUGCAUAUAUCGUGGGAUCCUCCACCCAGGAAACAUCACAAUGGCAUUCUUCUCGGCUACAAGAUCUUCAUGUCGUGUAGCGAGUCGAAGUUCAAUCGUGAGAUAAAAGUAAACACAUCGAUGAAUGGCGUGUACAUACACAACAUCAUCAGGGGCAUGGAGUACGCCAUACAAUUAUGUGCAUUCACUGUGGUUGGCGAUGGAGCCAGAAGUGAUGUUCACACUGUAGGUUAG
Helobdella robusta is the source of this 1647-nucleotide messenger RNA. RefSeq lists its product as hypothetical. The record is from RefSeq and is a predicted model, not a curated record. Gene Ontology annotation, molecular function: protein binding. NCBI's taxonomy places the organism in Eukaryota, Metazoa, Annelida, Clitellata, Rhynchobdellida, Glossiphoniidae. The annotation marks the transcript as partial. The transcript has 10 exons.